UCUACACACACACACACACGCACACGCACACGCACGCACAGGCACACACACACACUUACGUUUUUUAAAGAAGAGGGAAAACCCAACCCCCUCUAGGCAGGAGGAAAAACUACAGCCACUUAUGCCCAUCGCUGCGGAGAAAUACGGUAACAGCAGGAUAUUACGGUACUAGCUGGCUGCUGCCUGUGUUACGUCAGCGAGGGCUGCAAAGUUCCUUGCCAUUCUUUUACUGGUGUCGGGGAGCUGAAUAUUAAAAGGGUGAUUGUGGAGUUAUCAGUUUUCUGUAUUUUUUUUUCUUUCUUAUUUUCACUCUUUAUUUUCAAAUGUCCAGGUAAAACGAUAGCGAGCCAGGAGCUUAAAGACUUCGGUGGUGGAGGGGUGAGUCAGCGAGUGCAAAAGGAGAGGAUUUGGUUCCCGGGAGAGACGGUCCCCUCUCCCCUCCUAGAGAAGAGAAGUGACCGAAGCCGGGUCUGCUCCUCCCCGCGCUGGCGGGUGGCUCCGCAUCUGCGCUUCAGGUGGACACGGUCAAACGACGCUCCGCAGCCGCCUGGGUCUCUGCAAAUAUUUCACAUGCGUGUCACCUGGCCGGUGUGCCCAGAAGCUGGAACUAGCACCAGCCCUUGGUGGGGCAGCCCAAAAUGUGGGUAACUGCGGAGCAGCGCCCAGAUGCCAAGGGGCCCUGCCUUUGAGCGCCGACGGCUGGUCUGUACUUGCUUCUGGUUUGCGGGGGGAAUCUGGCACUGGAUUUUUGAAUUCCAAAAGAAUUUCAAAUUAUGUGCAGAAUGCUGAAUCUUCUCCCCACCGGGACGAAUCAGAUAGUGCAGAAAAGUGGACUCUCGUAAUUCUAGGAUUGCGUUUUGCAACGUGUCUCCUUGACCUCCGUGCCAAGCCUGGGGUAGGGAGGGAGCUGGAGGCCCUGGCCAGCGCGGCAGGGCAGGUGAAGAGGCUACCCCGGCAGCCCCGCGCACCCCUGGCCAUGUCGCCUUUCGUACCCUGCCCCUUCGCGUGGCCUUCUGAGGGUUCCCAGGACCGGCCAGGGUUGUUUCCCACCCGCGCGCUCGCUCUCGCCCCCACCCAAGCCGAGCUGGCAGAGCUCCCUGAAGCCGAGAAUUUUUGAUUCCCUGCUCCCUCGCUCCCGUCUCCGCCCCCGCGCGGGGGUGGCCCUGGAGAGCCGGACCUCGCCCGGCCAGGGCUGGGACCAUGGUGUUUCUCUCCGGAAAUGCUUCCGACAGCUCCAACUGCACCCACCCGCCCGCACCGGUGAACAUUUCCAAGGCCAUUCUACUCGGGGUGAUCUUGGGGGGCCUCAUCCUUUUCGGGGUGCUGGGGAACAUCCUGGUGAUCCUCUCCGUAGCCUGUCACCGGCAUCUGCACUCGGUCACUCACUACUACAUCGUCAACCUGGCGGUGGCCGACCUCCUCCUCACCUCCACGGUGCUGCCCUUCUCCGCCAUCUUCGAGGUCCUGGGCUACUGGGCCUUCGGCAGGGUCUUCUGCAACAUCUGGGCGGCGGUGGACGUGCUGUGCUGCACCGCGUCCAUCAUGGGCCUGUGCAUCAUCUCCAUCGACCGCUACAUCGGCGUGAGCUACCCGCUGCGCUACCCCACCAUCGUCACCCAGAGGAGGGGCCUCAUGGCCCUGCUGUGCGUCUGGGCGCUGUCCCUGGUCAUCUCCAUCGGGCCCCUGUUCGGCUGGAGGCAGCCAGCCCCCGACGACGAGACCAUCUGCCAGAUCAACGAGGAGCCGGGCUACGUGCUGUUCUCGGCGCUGGGCUCCUUCUACGUGCCCCUGGCCAUCAUCCUCGUCAUGUACUGCCGCGUCUACGUGGUGGCCAAGCGGGAAAGCCGGGGCCUCAAGUCCGGCCUCAAGACCGACAAGUCGGACUCGGAGCAAGUGACGCUCCGCAUCCAUCGGAAGAAUGUCCCCGCGGGAGGCGGUGGCGUGGCCAGCGCCAAGAACAAGACGCACUUCUCCGUGAGGCUCCUCAAGUUUUCCCGGGAGAAGAAAGCGGCCAAAACUCUGGGCAUCGUGGUCGGCUGCUUCGUCCUCUGCUGGCUGCCUUUUUUCCUGGUGAUGCCCAUUGGGUCUUUCUUCCCCGAUUUCAAGCCCUCGGAAACGGUUUUCAAAAUAGUAUUUUGGCUCGGAUACCUGAACAGCUGCAUCAACCCCAUCAUCUACCCGUGCUCCAGUCAAGAGUUCAAAAAGGCCUUUCAGAACGUGCUGAGAAUCCAGUGUCUCCGCAGAAAGCAGUCUUCGAAAUACGCCCCGGGCUACACCCUGCACGCGCCCAGCCACGCGGUGGAGCGGCAGCACAAGGACAUGGUGCGCAUCCCCGUGGGCUCCGGGGAGACCUUCUAUAAGAUCUCCAAGACCGACGGGGUCUGCGAAUGGAAGUUUUUCUCUUCCCUGCCCCGGGGAUCUGCCAGGAUUACGGUACCCAAAGACCAGUCAGCCUGCACCACAGCCCGGGACUUGUAACCAUGAAAGCACCCACACACAGCUCCGGUCGAGCCCGGCGGGAUCACUGUUUGCACCUGCUCCGUGUCCACAGACUGAGCUGGGAGCAGGGCCGAGCCGGGCUGCGGUGGGGUCCGCCAUCUUCAGACAGCAAUGGCAGCUGUGGCCUCCUGGCCCUCCCUCCAGAGCCCCCACGAGAAGAGUGAGUGGAGAUGACCGUGGUGGGGCUGGGCCAACAAAAGCAAGUUAGGAUUUCAGCGGAGGACGUCGGCCCGUUGCCAGGCUCCCAUCCGCGGUAGCUCAUUCAUUCACGCUCCCCAGACCCAAAUGGCACGGAGCUGGGGCCGAGAAUGGGCGUCUCCUCUGCGCAGGAAAAUGCCAUUUCUGCUUUGCUGCUGCAGCAUGGAUGACCGGUUCUCCCACCUAAAAGCAAGGUAGUAGGGUUUGGGGCAUGGGCAGGUGUCCAGGAGGGGAAGGCUUACCGUAGUCAUUGCUCAAAGCAGGAUGGCUUAGCAAUGCCUCGCUGCAACUGAGAAGCAUCCAAGAACUGCCCCAGAGCUGGUUGCCAACUCGUUUCAAAAGACAGAAUAAUUGUCUUUGCUUUUUGUGUGGCUCAGGAGUUAUUAUUUUAUUUUUUUCUCCAUAUCAUAUUCACUGUGGCCACGUUAUAAGCUGGGAAUGAUUAUUGCUAAACUAAGAAAAAUACAGACUUAAUUAAGUAGGAAAUCUCAGAGCAAAUUCAUACUGUAUUGGGAGGAAAAGGUAAUGAAGGCAUUGGCCUGCUCAAAAGCCUGAAUACAGUAGGUGCGUUCAAAUGUGGCAGAGAGGAAGCUUAAGACAGAAAAUCCCAAGCUGAGUUGAUUGUUUCUACCCUUCCGUGUCGCACCUUGUACUUGUCACAUAACUUCACCUACUUCAUGUCGUUCCUGUGCCAUAAAAAGAGAAGGAAGAGAUGGGGGUGGAGUUUUAAGAAUUUCUUUGAGUAUCCCCAAAUCCAGCCUCCAACUCCUUUUUCCAUGACACCUCGAUGUCCCCAAGGUCCACUGCGUUUCUCAAGCCUUGGCUCUCCAAAUCUCACUCGUUCAUCUCCAUCCCAUAAUUCCAGCUCUGUCUGCACCUUCUCUCCUGCUGUAUCUGCCAGUGGCUGGGCAGCACAGGCCUGCUCUAAGGCCCGAGUCAGGUUUGUCUGUGCCUCUGUCGCUGGCCGAAAGACCAACCCAUGCGAUUCUGGUCUUUCUCCCUAGAUAGGCGGCAGCAGAGCCAAGGAGACAGGCAGGGCAGCCGGCUUGGGUUUGCUCCGCAGGGUGACAUGACAUGUAAGGCAAAGCCAGCAGGGACCAUCACCUUCAUGUCCUCAGGAACACAGAGGUCCCAAAGGGAGUUUUGGGAAACACUCCUUUUCCUGGUCAGCCUGGGGGUCAUUGUAUAGCCACUGAUUGUCAUCAACAGCAAGUGACCUCUCCUGAGCCCGGCACUGCAAUUGGCACAAAAAAUACAGAAAGGCACAGACAGUCCCUGGCUUACAAGCUGGACAGGUUCCAAGUUCAUCUGUUAAAAAGUCACGCGUGCAUUUUUCCAAGGCAUUGUCAUAAGUGGGGGAGGGGAAGGAUGUGCCCAGAGGAACCAAAAAAAUAAAAAUCUAUUUCGUGUCCAUGGGGCAUUUGCAAACCUUUUCUGUAUAUGGCUAGAUAGUAAAUAUUUUAGGCAUUGUGAGCUAGAUGAUCUCUACCACAUGUUCUUUUUUUUUUUUUUUACUUUUUUUGGGGUGAGGAAGGCAACCCUCCAAAAACAUUCUAAGCUCCUGCUACCUCCCCACAAAAAAGAAGAAGAAAACAGGCUGUGGGCGCUAUAUAGCCGACGGGACAUCAUUUGUCAUCCAUGAUCUGUGCCGUCCCUAGCUGCCAGUAUAGUGCAGAUGAUGCUAAGCAAUGGUUUUUGGGGUUCAAUACACAAACAUCUUUUUUAUUAACGUGCCAUUGACAUAUCUCCACUUGGCUUAAUUAACAUUCCCAACCUGCGUGAGUUGUUAGAUAAAGUGGCAGGUUUAUGUUCAGGGGUGGGGCCUCCUCCACAUGUCACUGUGGCUUCCUGACCAGGCAUCAGGGUAGGCGGAGAGCGCCCACUGCCCGCGCACGGCGUCUCCGGCAGAGCAGGCAGCAGGAGCCUGGUGUGGCCACGGGGCUUCUCAGCCCUUUGCCCCAUUGGCAAAAUCCCAGCACAGUCUGGCCGCCUCUGCGGGUAGCAACAACUGAUAGACACCACUUGACCAAAGCCAGCCUACGGAUCCUGCCAGACCCUUGGAACUUGCUGAAGGGGAGGUCCCCAGAUGCCCCCCAAAGACUUUGGGGCCACACUGGCUCCUUGGGAAGGCGUCCUGACCAUGGCGCCCCACACCGGGGCAUUUGAGGGCCUGCCUGGAGCCCAACAAGAGCCAGGGGCUGCAGUAAGGGGUGCUGGAGGGGACUGGCACCUUCCAAAAGAUAGGGUUUCCUCUCUGCCUCCUCCUCCUCCCCUUCCUCCUUCUCUGUUUCUUUCUUCUCUUCCUAUUUUUUCUUUAAGUCUGAAAUUGCCCAACUAGAAUAGAAAUGGUGUUACUGUGGGGAAAUGCAUUUCGCCAAAGCCAGAUGUCCCUGAGCUGGCGAUUUGUUGGAGGGUCUUCCUCCCCUUCCUCCCUCCAGUCCUGUUGAGAGAUGAGACUCCACGGCAGGGCGUAGGAUGGUGGUGGGUGCAGAACUGAUAUGGAGGGACCCAGACAUGUCCAGGCCAUUUAGCAAUAACUCCAUGGCCAGCUUGGACACCAGAAGGAAGCCUUGGGUUGACACUGGGCUAUAGCUUGCCUUCCCUUCCCCCUUCCCCAGAGCCCUGUUUGACCUUGGUCCUUGCCCUUUCACCUUUCCUUUCUUUUCCCUGUCUCCCAUCUCCCCUUCUUGCUAAACUUACAAGCACUGAAAGAUAUCGGAGUCAGUACCCUUGCUCCAGAAGGUGCCAUUCCCCAUGGACAUCCUGUUUCCCAUGCACAGCUCUGGGUGACGACAUGGGGCUGCCCUCGGCAGCUCUGCCCCCUUCCCGUGUCAGCCUGGUUUGGUGAGCUCCGGCCCCCGCAGCCUCCGGUGAGCCCAGGACAGGAGACGGGGCCAGCAGGGUGAGGACAUUCUCCAUGUCCCCAUGAACUUUUACCCUCUGCUUGCAUUGCUGCCUUUCUGCCCUUAUACUCUUGGUUCCAAAUGAAUGGAACAAACACAAUACGCAGCCACAUUUUAGAGAAAGAGCUGGUGGUCAGAGUAGUUUCUGCGGGUGCACCUCCUCUUUUACCAGUUGCCACCUCUCUCUCUUUCUGACGGUGUAGAAGUCUUUCCCCAGCCCUGCAAAUGCUCCUCUUCUUCCUCUUCAUCUUUAGUCUCUUGCCUUUGUUGUUUCUCUUUUGUUGAUGCUCCCUUUUGAGAGCCUGAGGGCCUUCAAGGCCUUGAUUUAUCCCAUAAAGUAAACCUGGCUGCUGCCUGUUGGCAUUGAGCAAUGGUUAAUCCACCAGGAGGUAAACGCCAGGCAAAACUGCCAACCCGGGGGAGGGUGUCCUUUCUUGCCUGGUGCUCUGCCCUUUGUCCCCGUCCCCAGCAGUCUGUCUGCUUCCGGAACUUGUUCACGGAGCCACCUAUGGACUCACUGCAUGCUUGCUCCAGGGACCUUUCUGCUACAAGCAAAGGGUCUUCUCCCAGCCACGUGAUCCUGCUUUGGCCGCCGCAGCCCCCAUCAAGUUUCCUGGGCCAGUUGUAGCAAAGUGCCACAGGCUGAGUGGCUCCAACAACAGAAAUGUUCCAGAGGCUGGCAGUCCAAGAUCAAGGUGUCAGUGGUUGCAUCUCCAAAGGCCUCUCCUUGGCGUGUAGACCAUCAUCUUCUCCCUGGGUCAGCCACGGCCUUUCUCUGUGCCCGACUCUGUCCUGAUUUCCUAUUCUUACAAGGAAACCAAGAUUGGGGCUCACCCUCAUGACCUUAUUUAACCUGAAUCACCUCUUUGAAGGUCCUAUCUCCAAAUACAGUCACACUCUGACAUACUGGGGGUGAGGGCUUCAACAUAGGACUCAUUUCAGCCCAUAGAUAAGAACCCCCUCCUCACUCCCUCCAGAAUUCUUUCCCCAGAUCAGAACUUCACAUUCAGCCCUUCCAUGUCAUCGCAGUCCCUCUCCAAGUUCUUACAGCAGUCGUCUAUAAAAUGUAUUUGGCAACUAAUUCUGAACUUCAUUUUCAUCUUUCUGUUGCUUUUUAAUAUCUAAAUCCAUUUAAAGUGCUUGAAAGCAGACCUCGUAUGCACUGUACUUGGAUAAGUUCUGUGCCGUCAACUAGAUGAACCGACUGUCAUUUUGUGUGCCCCAUCACAGUAGCCCAGUCCCCAAGUCCUGUGCCCCCUCCUGAGCAGGCAAGGAGAGAGGGGGACAGAGUGGACCAAGUGAUGAGAUCCAACCACUAGUUAUAGACAGGGGCCGGGAGACCAGGUCCACAGGAACUUGAAAAUAUCAGAUGAGUUACCCAGAAAGGCUCAGGUGGACAACCCUGGUGUUUCUGAAAAGUUACAGCAAGAUCCUGGUUAGGGGUGCAGAGUGAAGCAGUGGAGAACCCCAGGUGAGCAGCCAUCUCAACUCAGGUGAGCAUAUGUCGCCUGAGAGACGUCUGCACCCAAGCAAGCAGAGCCCAUCACAGUGUGAGACAGACCUUAAACUCAGGGAAGGUGAGACAGAACAAGAUGGGACCGAAAACCAACAGCAGAGCCCAAUCUUGGGAGCUAGGUCAUUGAGAACCACAUGAGAGCCCUGUGAUCACCCCACAACUCACAACCCAGCCAUAGGUGAGUCAAGGGUAUUUCAAAGCUGUCUGCUCUAUGUCAGGAUUGGCUUGGAAAAUGGGUAUCAAAGAGCCCCCAGGCAGCUCACAGCUCACCUUUCCUCUGUCUCACAGCCUAAGAAGGGCAGAAAGGAGCAAAGGAUGCUACCCUGACUCAAUUUGGUACGAGGAUACGGACAGCCACUCUCUGCUAAAAGGCAUCUUUAACUCGGACUCUCUGCAGACCCCCUCCCACCAACCACCCAAGCCUCCGGUGGCCACAGUGCAGCAGAGCUGCUGCUCUGUCCGCACGGCCUCAGAGCACCUUGGCCUGCCCACCUUGCUCCUCUUGCAAAACUCCAGCCCAUUUCUGUGUCAGCGACCCACCCGAGGCCCUUAUAUAGACACACAUCUCGCCCUCGUCGUGCUCCUGACAGCCGAGGACUGAUGUUUUCUCCCCUGCCUCCUGCUGAGAAGCACGGAGCGUUUACCCUCAUUUGGAAGAAUCGGGACUGCUCCAACUGCACAGCAUCUGCUGCCGUGCUUUCUGGGCGAGAGACAAUGCUGCUUUGGCUUCCUGUCCCCCUGCCCUCUCCCUGGGGACUCUCGGAUUGGAAGUUUUUCUGGUCCCACCACAUCCAUCACAGUGGAACACGCUUGUUGUCUGGAGUAAUGUGACUCAAUCUGGAAAUGACAGGCGGAGGGAGAAUACAUCACCCCAAAAGGCAGGGCCUACCGGAGUAUUCCGUGUAUGGGAGCCAAGAGCCACCCACAAACGGAUUCGAGUAAGUGUAGCAGUGGCUCCCUGAUUUAUCUUUAAAAUGUGUCUUUCUGACCCCGCUCGGGUCUCCAUUCCUCUUGCUAAACUCGGCCUUAUCUUUCACAAUGAAAAGGCCUCAGCUCACGGAAGUCUCUAGGGCUGGGAGGCCCGUGGCCCCCAUUAAUCAGCAGCUGAGCGUCGGGGUGAGCACUGCGUGUCCUCCACAGCCACCCCCACUCAGUCCCUGUGUCAUAACAGUGGUGACAGCGGUUGUAAAGAGCAGAAGAGGAGGGGACAUGGAUGAAUGGGCAGAAGAAUGAGCAGCUUGAAUCUACAAAUAAGGUUGCCCAAGUUCAAUCUGACCAGCGGCAGGAAGGCUAUGAAAAAGCACUCCUCUGAAGUAUUUUUAAGGGCAGAAAGCAAGCAUUGCAAAUAUUUGCAUCACAAUGUAUUGCUAGCUUUUUGCAUCCUUUUUUUUUUUAAAGAGUAAAACCUCUAUUAGAGAGUAAUUGAAUAGAAAGUGAGGUCCCUGUCUUGCUCUCACCUCCACUCUCAGCAGCCUGCCUGCCUUCCUGCUUCCUGUUCUGAACAUCACACCCAGCCCUAUUACCCAAACUCCAACAAGUAAGCACUGAUGUCCUGCAACAGAAAUUUCACUGCAGCGUUUAAAGCCCAAAUCAAAACACAUGCUUUCUUCAUCAGAUGUGAAGGAAAAUAGCUAUUUUUAAUCUCUGGAUAUAACAAGUCACAAGCAAUCCACUUUCCAGUGUUAACACAGAAACUUAACCCCAUAUUACAGACAAAGAAAUGAUUUUGCUUCCUCUAAUGCAUCCAUGAUGUUUCCUGCAGUGAUAAAGUUUCAAUAGCAAAAAAUUGUAUUUUCAGAGCACCUACUACGUGCCUGGCCCUCUUGCACAUGUUGGUAUGGUUAAAGUAUAAGAUUUUGCAGUCAUGUUACAAAAGAAACAUUUUUCACAGAGAACCAAUACAACGUCACAGGUCUGAGAAGAAGAAGAAGACAGAGAGUAAACUUUGUAGGGAGUUUGGGAAAAAGAGAAAGACUAGGAAAAGUUGAGCUCACAUGUCCCCUCUCCUGGAGUUUUCCUGUGCUCUCAGCUUGCUGAACCUGACCUUGCCAACUCCACCCGGGAGCCCAUGGUAAGAGGGGACCUAGAAGGAUCUAGAAAGUGGUGUUGCAGGAAGAGCAUUGUACUGGGAGCCACAGGCCUGGGCUUCAUGGACGUCCCCAUCUCUGUAUCUACCUAGUCGCCCGGACAAGUCUCUUGACCUCUCUCAACCCAUUUUCAUUAUCUAUGAAAUGGGGCGAGCAGAUGGAAAUUGUGCACAUGAAAAUACCUCCUGAGCUGACAAAAUGUAUGAAGUCAUAGUAGGCCCCCAACAACCUAGCACUCUUUCCCCGUCUUCAUUUCCCCUCCCGAAUGCUACCUAAAUAACUCAUUGCUAUGAAUCAGAUCACCUGCACUGUAUCACACGCAGGAAAAGAGAGAAUAAGUCUUUCACUUUCCUUUGCUUUUCAUCCUCCUUCAAGUGCAUGCUUCUGGGAGUUGUUCCUCACCUGCUAAAGGCACUGGUUUCUCUUUAAUUAGAAAGGAAGUCGCAAAGCAAGUGCUGUGCCAAAGCUUGGGUGCUCUUGGGCCUGGUGCCGGGUUCCAGGUGCCGGGCACCAAAUUCCAACUUCCAGUUAUUGCCCACACUGCAUUAUUUUCUCUGGGUUGGAAAUAUCCCCACCUGGAGAUUUUGUUUUAACUUUAAAAAAUCAGACUAACUGUACUGCUCUGAAGAUUUCCACCAUUCUCUCGGGAUUAUAGACAGCCCAAAACAAGAGUACCUGUUGUUGGGCUGGUGUCUAAAAUCUUUCUCACAUGGGCUACUUACUUGGCAAUAGGAAGUAUUUUAAGUUAUCAUAGCUGUUCUGUGAAGAUACUACAUAAAAUGCAGUCAUUAUAGAAAAGGGUUGGGUGUGUGAGUGUGUGUGUGUGUGUGUGUGUUUAUAUAACCAAUGGUAUGAGAAAGAGAAGUAAUUUUGACCACAGAAAGAAAGUCAAAAAGUCAAAACGCAUUGGAAGCAAAGUUUGAGUUUUAAAUCACCUAAGGAAACAGGGCUGAGCACCUCUUGGCCGGAGCAACUGUCAGAAGGAAAUGUUUACAAAACAAAAAGCAAGUUCCCAAUCCUGAACCGAGGCAGUUUUGAUUUCACUGGGAAUUGAGACCCGUUUCAUGGAAGCUCCAGGGCACAAUCUCAGUUCUAAUUUCAGGUCUGGCCAGAGUCUAGGCCUUUCUGUUGGCCCCUUUAAAGGGUCUCCAGGACGCUUCUGGGCUGGUGGCUUCACCGGGAGGGCCAGGCUGCAAGCCCAGCUCCCCACGACUCGGUGGCAGGGGCCGCCACCCCUCUUGGAGGCUGCAUUUGGCAGGACUUUGCCGCCGUCUCCCUGCCAAAGGGUCCCUUGUGACUCGGAAUCUCAAACUUGCUGCAAACCGAGGGGGGAAGUCACUUUCGGGGAUGAGGUUCUUGGCCCAACUCUGCUUUGUGUAAACACAGUCGACGGCUAUUUCGGUCUUCGGGAUGUGGAGAAGCAACUUUUGAGUUGCGACAAGGAUGAACGGACCGGUGUUGGCCCAAAUGAAAGAGAAGAGUGUUUGGUUCUUUCGGUGCUGGGAGGAAGAAAACCGAAAGCAUUGGGUCAGGGGGUGCAGACUGUGACUGGUCCGGCCAGUGGGGAUGUAAGGGUGGGCUUCUAUUUAAGAAGAACGAGUUCCACCAAAGCCUGAACUUGUAAAAAUGAAUGCAUUGCGUUUGGAGGAAGAAUUCUUGCUCUACAAAAGGAUGACAUUCUGAUCAUGCUGCUGCACCAUGCCUAGGAUAUUAAAAGCAUAUGAUUCACUAAAGGUCGAUCCUCUUAGUGUUUUAAGGCGACAUUCACUCGUCACAUGAAGCAAUCCAGUCCAUGGCUGCCGUCCGUGCGGCCCAGUGAAGGGGCAUGCAGCUCCCCACCCUCCCAGCGCCCCAUGUCUUUGAAUCCACAUCUGGAGCCAAUGAGUCUUGCCCGACACGUGGAUUUACUUCCUCCUCAAGCUAAGGCACAAAUCUAACAAAUCACUGCUGGUGACGUUGGAACAACAGUCACUUAAGGAGUAACCGUGAGUGCAAGAGAGAGAGGAAAACAGAUCUGGGGGAUGAAUAGCUCAAUUUUUGGAAGUCGGCUUAGUACACCACCGACCUGUUUCAUUCUUACAAGUUUGAACACUUUUAACUCUUAAAAGUCAGUAUCCCUCAAAAAUUAUUGCACAUCCAUAGAGGAAAGGACCAUGCCACAAAACAAAGUCCCUUCACCCAAAGGGCUCUCUCUUUCCUCUAUCCACCCUGGGAUGCUCAGUGCGGGCUGAUGUGCUCCAGGGCCAAGUCCAGGGGGUGGGGAACGGCAAGGCGGGGACGCAGGCAGACCUUGCCCUCCAAGCCCCCGUGGUAUUCACGCAGCGCCGUGGGGCUUGAUGGAGGGCACCCGGCCAGCCUCCGAGUUAGGCUUCCCAAAAAUGGUGACCUCCACGAUGGAUGCUGGAGGACAAAUGGCAUAGGGAACAGAGGGAGUUGCUCCGGGCAAGCAAGGAAGGAGUCCGUGCAAAGGACCAGGGGCUGGUGAACCUCAGGGGUGUGCUGGGCUUGCCGCCUCCUCCCACCCGGCAGGGUAUAGGAAAGCCAGCUCUGCUCAUCACGGUGGCCAUGUGGCUCUGCAAACACCCACUCCUCAAGUCCCCCCUGCCCCGCCUCAGGCAAACCACACAUCUGCUUUUAUUCUGAUUCUCUUUUUAAGCCAAGGAAGAACUCACUCACCGGGAGAGCCCGUCCAUGGUUAAUCCAGGGGCUUUCCCGACAGAGCUGCCAUGUUUGGCUUGGCUGCAAAUCACAAGGCCUUGGUUUCCCAGCUGUCUGGUCCUCUUUGUUCUGAAGGCUUAGCACGGCAUUACAGUGGGAUGGUUGAACAGGGAAAAAAAAGAAGAGGAAGGUCUAUUUCUUUCUCUUCAUACAAACAAAUAUUUUCUUGGGCUUGGGGUAGCUAAUCUGUAAGCAGAACCAAAUGCUUUGGACGUCUAAACAAGCAAAUCUCAUACCAGGCAAGCCAGUGUCCUUACAAACUGAGGAAUUGUUUUUAGCAAGAAAACGUUGUGCAGUAUGUUUCAAAAGAAAGAGUUUUUCCUACCAAAAAAUGCAGAAAAUAACUGAACCACUACAGUACCUUUAAGGCUGGCUAUUGCAUCACCAAAGGGCAGGCAUCGUAUGCCACUUGAAGGCACAUUCAGCGAAGAGCUCCUGAUAGUGUAUUACAAACCCAACGCAGAGUUGGUGGGGGGAUGGUGGGGAUGGAAGCAAAAGGGAAGGACUUGAGCUGCGCUUUUGCAAUCAACUAGCAAUUAGGAAGGACUUGACUUGCUGGGGCGAAGGGAAACAAAUCUGGAGGUUCAUUUUGCCUGUGAAGUUAAAAUUAUAUUUUUAGUAAAUAAAGCUGAUGCCAUUUAACCAUGAACCCAGGUGACAUUUCCCAGCUUGCUGCAGCUUUUCUGCUUGUCUGCUCAAAAUACAAACACGGCAUUGCCACGUUGCCAGACGAGCAAAUGCAGGCUGCCUGGCUGAUGUGAGCUGCUGUGGUUUUCCUACAACCUUUGCAACUGCUGUGACGAAUAAUAUCCCCAUAAGGUACACUUUCCCGCUGUGCAGUGUUUGUGGACCACGCCCACCUUCUCCAGGUUUGGGAUUUGGUCAAGGAAGUUGACAAUCUCAUUACCUUUCCUUCCAUGUUACCAAAAAAAAAGUUUAAUCAGAGUCAUGCUGAGAGUUUGGUGUGCGCUUAGUGCUAUACAAGGGAGCAUUCUCCCCUAUGUCAGGUUAACAUGUUAUGUGUGUGAAUUGUUAUACUUGAAUUUGCUGCGGCGUAUUGUCUUGAUGCAUAUAUACGGCACCCAGGCUGACUGCAAUGGCUUCAAAGCAUUUAGUUCCUUUUAAGUGGAUUCAGUAUCCUUGGAAUGUGCUGUUUAAGUGUUUCUGAAUUUUCUACGUGCCAAUUUUUACAGGUCCAUUUGUUCAUGAUGUGAUGUGGUGAACAAUCAUGUUGGUUUUAUGGGGUUUCUUCUUAAAGAAAAUGAAUGUACAUAUUACUAAGCAGAUGAGUAAAUUAUUGAAAAUAUAUACUUUAACGGAUCAUGCCCACUGUUAUAAAAUGGAUUUAUUUUAUUUGUUUAAUAAAGUGACUGUUCAAAUUAUAAGAAUGUAUACUGUCCUUAUAUAUAUGGAUGCCAUAUAAUUAAGCAUUGUUCAAUCUUGAUGUGUGUUCUCCAAUAAAAUGGUUCAAACUUCUUUCUCUUUAAACACACAACCCCCUAGUUCUUCCAUCAGGGUAUGUUGUUACCAUGUGUCUUGAGAAAUGGAGUUGGUAGUUCAGACAAGGAGAGGUGGUGUCUUCGGACAGCUACCUAGGGUAGACUGGCAUAGGGUAUACAGGUUGGCUGCAUUCAAGACAGAGGGCCAGAAUACAACUGG
Molecule: messenger RNA, 13580 nt
Organism: Microcebus murinus (gray mouse lemur)
Lineage: Eukaryota; Metazoa; Chordata; Mammalia; Primates; Cheirogaleidae
Gene: ADRA1A
Product: adrenoceptor alpha 1A
Biological process (GO): positive regulation of cytosolic calcium ion concentration; phospholipase C-activating G protein-coupled receptor signaling pathway; cell-cell signaling
Cellular component (GO): plasma membrane
Molecular function (GO): alpha1-adrenergic receptor activity
Source: RefSeq, a predicted model, not a curated record